Molecule: messenger RNA, 777 nt
Organism: Kwoniella mangroviensis CBS 8507
Lineage: Eukaryota; Fungi; Basidiomycota; Tremellomycetes; Tremellales; Cryptococcaceae
Exons: 9
Coding region: 1-777 (258 amino acids)
Cellular component (GO): intracellular anatomical structure
Molecular function (GO): oxidoreductase activity, acting on NAD(P)H, oxygen as acceptor
Source: RefSeq, a predicted model, not a curated record
AUGGUUUGGCAAGUGGAUUUGAAAGGAAAGACGAUCGUAGUCACUGGAGGUAAUCGAGGAAUCGGUUUGGCAAUCAGUGAACAAGUUGCUCAAGCUGGUGCCCACGUCGCGAUCAUUUAUCGAUCGAGUAAAGAUGCUCCUGAAGUAGCUAAGAAGAUCUCCGAAAAGUACGGUGUCCACUGCGAGGCAUAUCAAGCAAAUGUGGCUGAUCAACAAGCUAUCACCGAUUUAUUCAAGAAGAUAUACUUUGAUGUUGGACCUAUCGGAGGUGUAGUUUGCAACGCAGGUAUAAACUACAAGAAAGACGCUUUGGAAUAUACCAAAGAAGACUUCGAUAAUCAUUUUGGACCUAACGUAUGGGGUGUGUUCACCUGCGCUCAGGCCGCUCAAAGAUUAUGGAAGGAACAUGAUUAUAAGAAUGGAAGAAUCGUUUUCGUCUCCUCUGUAUCUGGAACCAUUGCCAACAAGGGUGAAGUUCAGGCUUUCUACAACCCUACUAAAGCAGCCAUCAACUCCCUUGCAAAGACCUUGGCAAUGGAAUGGGCACCGUAUGGAACUCUUGUCAACGUCCUUUCCCCUGGGUAUGUCCUCACCGAUAUGAACUCUAACUUGAGAGACGACAAGGGACUGCGAGAAAAGGUUGCAUCCGAUGUGAUGUUGAACAGAAUCAGUGAACCUUACGAACAGGCUGGCACUGUGGUCUUCUUCUUGUCAGACUAUGCUUCUUACAUCACUGGAACGCAGUUGAUCGUAGAUGGAGGUUUACACCACUGGUAA